UUUAACCCCUCUCUCUUUCGUGCUCAAUUUCAGAUAAAUAAAAUUUAGGAUUUUUUUUUUUUUUCAUAGAAGAAAGAUGGUGGGUAUAUUUUCUCUGAUGACUGGUCUACCGGGUCCAAGCGGGUUUGGAUCCGCAUCCACGGCCGAGCAAGUCACCGAGAAUGUAGAUGCCUCCAAGCUCACUGCCAUCAUCACCGGAGGAGCCAGUGGAAUUGGUGCAGAGACCGCCAGAGUGUUUGCACUUAGAGGAGCUCAUGUAAUAAUUGCAGCUAGAAACAUGGAUGCUGCAAACUCUGCGAAGCAGGUCAUUCUCAAGAGCAACCCAACUGCUCAUAUUGAUGUAUUGAAGCUUGAUCUCAGCUCCUUGAAGUCUGUACAAGCUUUUGCUGAUAACUUCAACGCGAUGGGUCUCCCACUUAAUGUCUUAAUAAACAAUGCUGGAGUUAUGUUCUGCCCUCAUCAGCUAUCAGAAGAUGGUAUUGAGAUGCAGUUUGCUACAAAUCAUCUCGGUCAUUUCUUAUUGACAAAGCUUCUCCUUGAGAAAAUGAAGAGCACAGCGAAGGAAACAGGAAUCGAGGGUCGUAUCGUAAAUCUGUCAUCAAUUGCGCAUCAUCAUACUUAUGAAAAAGGAAUUCGGUUUGAUGCAAUCAACAAUAAGGAUGGAUAUAAUGAUAAGAAGGCAUACGGACAAUCCAAGCUAGCAAAUCUACUGCACGCGAAUGAACUAUCUAGACGCCUGAAGGAAGAUGGUGCAAAUGUUACAAUAAAUUGUGUUCAUCCAGGGCUAAUCAUGACCAAUUUGAUGAGACAUUCUUUCUUCCUAAUGAAGUUCCUACAAGUUAUCACUUAUCUCUUCUGGAAGAAUGUACCGCAGGGAGCUGCAACUACGUGCUUCGUUGCUCUUCAUCCGAGCCUCAAGGGAGUGACAGGCAAAUAUUUCCUCGACUGCAACGAGAUGAAACCGAGCAUUUUGGCAAGACAGGAGACCUUGGCCAAAAAAUUGUGGGAUUUCAGCGAAAAGCUAGUUAGUUAAUUAGAUUCUUCAUAUAGUUAUAAUAUGCUUGUCAUCGUGGACUUCCUCUUGCUUUGGUUGCUUGAUAUGAAACCGAUGGGUUUUUUUUUUAAUCUACUGAAGGUUAUGCGAUACAAGUGUUAUUAAGGAUGUUAGUUAACUCUGCUAUUCUGUUAUCUGCAUAAUUGCACUUAUGAUAAAUGCUGGGAAUGUGCAAAGUGAAUAAUUCCCUUUUAUGUGCAUAUUAGAAUCUUGGUAUA
Messenger RNA from Asparagus officinalis (garden asparagus), 1272 nucleotides. RefSeq names its product short-chain dehydrogenase TIC 32, chloroplastic. The record is from RefSeq and is a predicted model, not a curated record. The coding region runs from base 77 to 1033 and encodes 318 amino acids. Lineage: Eukaryota; Viridiplantae; Streptophyta; Magnoliopsida; Asparagales; Asparagaceae. The transcript has 8 exons.